This is a messenger RNA of Bombyx mandarina (wild silkworm), 1077 nucleotides long. RefSeq names its product homeobox protein C15 (gene C15). NCBI's taxonomy places the organism in Eukaryota, Metazoa, Arthropoda, Insecta, Lepidoptera, Bombycidae. Gene Ontology annotation, molecular function: DNA-binding transcription factor activity, RNA polymerase II-specific; RNA polymerase II cis-regulatory region sequence-specific DNA binding. Gene Ontology annotation, biological process: regulation of transcription by RNA polymerase II; animal organ development. Gene Ontology annotation, cellular component: nucleus. The record is from RefSeq and is a predicted model, not a curated record.
AUGUCAUCGGUGCAUUCAGACGAUGACCAGGAGGAGAUCAACGUGGACUCUGACAGCCGACUCUCGGGGCACUGCGACCGAAGUAUCGCUUCGGAAGACAGAGAUUCCGAACACAGCUACCACGAGAGGUUCCGUGAUUCGCCAAACGACCACAUGACAGAGACCCAGCCUAGAGUCAAUCUGCCGUUCAGUAUAUCCCGGCUGCUGGGGAAGCAGUUCGAAGAUAUAGAUAAGCGAAGGAAUUCCGGCGAGAGUGAUGACAGAAGUGACCAGGACACUGAAUCGGAAAGUGCCAAAGACGACGCUAAAGACAGUUCUAGUUUGGCAUUGAAUUUCUCACACGCACCGGGCCUCUAUCAUAACUCCGGACUCUUGUUAAGGCCGGGCUUGGGUUUGGGUGGUGGGUAUGGAUUUUCUAGUAAUCCCGGUGUUGUGAGAGUUCCGGCUCAUAGAGCGUUGGGUGCGCUUGGGGCUUGGGGUGUUGCGUUAGACCCCAUGAGACAGGCGGCCGCGGCUGCUUUUGCUCACCAGGUCGUCAAAGAUAGAUUAAACGCAACAUUCCCGAUCACGAGACGAAUCGGCCAUCCUUAUCAGAACCGGACCCCGCCGAAACGUAAGAAGCCAAGAACCUCAUUCACGCGACUCCAAAUAGCCGAACUGGAGAAGAGAUUCCACAAACAGAAGUACCUUGCCUCCGCGGAACGCGCCUCAUUAGCGAAGACUUUGAAAAUGACAGAUGCUCAAGUUAAGACUUGGUUCCAGAACCGAAGGACGAAAUGGAGACGUCAAACGGCUGAAGAACGGGAAGCAGAAAGGCAGGCCGCUAACCGUCUGAUGCUCUCCCUGCAAGCCGAGGCCUUGAGCAAAGGCUACAUCCCCGAACCACCCCCAUCAGCCGGUCUCUCGGCUCUACAUUAUCAAACGCAAAACAACGCGGCCUCACAACCGAACAAUACAGCAUUGAGCGCGUUACAGAACCUGCAACCUUGGGCCGGGAAUCAAGGAAGCUUCAUGAAUGCCCAGACAACCAAUCCCCCACCACCGCACCCGCCGCCCGUUGCUUCUCCUAUUUGUUGA